CGCGCGCCUCGCCAGCCCCACCGCCGGGCCGAGCCGGACUACGCUUCCCAGCGUGCGCCGAGGCUCCGCGGGAAUGCGCAGGCGCGGCGGCGUCCCCUUUCCGGCUGCUUGUUUAUUGUUUUGGUGAGGAAGCAAAAAGGACCGUCGGACGGAGGGCCCGAGGGAGGGGAGCCGGGAAGCCGCCCGCCCGUCCGUCCGGGAGCCCCGCUCAGGCAUCUGCGGAAAAUGGCAGAGAAUUCGAGUGACAGCGAUUCUUCCUCUUGCGGCUGGACGGUCAUCAACCACGAGGGCUCAGAUAUCGAGGCCUUGGCAUCCGAAUAUGAAGGUGCAGGCGGCCCCAUGGAGCUCGACACGGAAGACAUGCCCUCCCCGCCACCCGAGAAUGUCCUGCAGGACCAGCUGGUGGACUUGGAAGCUGAAUCUGACCAAGUGGAUGUGUCACCAGUAGCAGAGGAAGGCUGCUGUGCCCCAGAGACCCUCCAGACAGUUCCUGAGGAGGAAAAAGGAAAACUGCCCGGGGAAGGUUCUGGCGUGGGGGCUGCCAGCGAUGAUUCCGACAUCGUGACUCUUGAAGCGCCAAAAGUGGAAGAAGUCGGGAGCCACGAAGAAGGACUGGUGCCGGUGGGGGAGGAAGCCCAUCUCUCUGAAGACUUCAACAUGGGAUCGUCUUCCAGCAGCCAGUACACCUUUUGCCAGCCAGAGACAGUCUUUCCUCCUCACCCUCGCGCUGAAGACUCGAGCAGCGAUGAAAACGGCAUUUGCUCCAGCCCAGCCCUGAGGCGCCGGCGUGCAAAGAAGAGGGCUCUUUCCAAUUCUGAAUCGGAGGACGUGCCACCCCUUGAGCAGGAAAUGGGGCACGGCGAGGACCAGCAACGCAAGCCCCUCUUCAGCAGCGGCCUCAAUAGGUGCAUUAUCCUCGCUUUGGUGAUUGCGGUCAGCAUGGGCUUCGGACACUUCUAUGAUAAGAGAGAAACUUUUCUCUUUCAAGGUACCGUUCAGAUCCAAAAGCGGCAGCAGUUGGUCAAGAAGACUCACGAAGACAAACUGAACGACAUGAAGGGCGACCUGAUGCAGUGCCAGCAAGAACAAGGCCGUCAGACCGAGUGCUCGUCCCUAAAAGAAGGCCUGGCAGCUUGCCUGCUUACCACAGAGAUGGAGAAAAAGUCUUUCGAAUCUCAGAAGCACCGGCUUGCUUCAGAAAACCUGCACCUGAGAGAAUCCUUAGAGAAGGAGGAGAAGGCUCUGACCCUUUUGCAGGAAGAGCUGAGGAAGCUGCGAGAAGAGAUAAGACAGCUGGAGAACAAAGGGCCCGGCCCUGAGUCCCCCGUCCUCUCUGAAAACCAAAAACUGAAAGCUUAUUUGGAAGAAGAAAAGCACAGGGCACAGAGUUUUGUGAAACAGAAAGAGACCCUGUUAGCAGAGGCACAGAUGCUGCGAAGGGAACUGGACAAAGAGCGUCAGCUCACGGUGACUCUCCGGGAGGAGCUGGAAAAGUUGAGUUCUCAGCAAGCGAUGCCUGGAGCAGGGGAUGGUUUUCAGGAGAGCCCCGAAAUUGAGGUUCUGCGGGAAAGGCUGACUGAGCUGGAGAAAAAGCUUAGCUUUGAGCAGCAACGCUCCGAUUUGUGGGAGAAGCUGUACGUGGAAGUCAAGGAUCAUGCUGAGAAACAAGAGCGGGUGGACAAAGCCCAGAAGCCGGCCGGGAAAGGAAACAGUCGAGCCAAAAAGAAGACCAAGGCAACCUUCUUUGGCUCCGUUAAAGAAACAUUGGAUGCCAUGAAGAAUUCUACAAAGGAGUUUGUAAAACACCAUAAAGAGAAAAUCAAGCGGGCCAAAGAAGCUGUGAAAGAGAACUUGAAGAAGUUCUCAGAUUCUGUAAAAUCCACUUUUAGACAUUUCAAGGACACCACAAGAAAUAUCUUUGAGGACAGAGAGAAGAAACGGUAUGGCGGCGACAAAGGGUACGAGGCCAAGAAGAAAGGGAAGGUGGCUUCUCCGGCAGGCGCCAGCCACGAAGAAGGGCCCCACGGCAGCCCGAGGGGCUUCAGAGACGCAAGGCGGCCUCGGGAUUCUCCGCCGCCAGAGUGCCGGCAGGGCCCCACCUGCAGCCAGAGACAGCCCGCCGUGCUCAAGGGGUGCACUGGCAUUUUUGACUGUGCCCACCAGGAGUUCGUUAGCCUCUUCAACAAAGUACUGGACCCCAUUCGGGCCGAUGAGUUUAAUCAGUUAAUGCACAAAUAUUUGCAGCAGCAAGUCAGCAACUUCCAUCACUGGAGAGAGCUAGAGAUUUUUGUCAACAGGUUUUUCCGCAAUGGCGUUUUCAUCCAUGACCAGAUGCUGUUCACGGACUUUGUUAACGACAUCAAGGACUACCUUGAGGACCUCAAAGAGUACCAGAGGAGCAGCAGCAGCAGCAGCGGAAGCGGAGCCUUUGAAGACCUCGACAAGUACAUCUACCACUACUACUUCCACUACGAUCCCUCGCCCCAGCACCGAUCCAGCCACCCUGUGAGGAAGGCCCCCUUCGCACACCCUCAGCGGCCCCAGCAGGAAAGGCCGGUUCUUAAGCACCAGCAGCGCUACAAGAGGGAAGGCCGGUGGCACCGAGAAGGCCGCGCCAAUGGGAGGCACAUGGCCAGCCUGGAGAUUGAAGUGGGCCAGAUGCCCUUUGACCCCAAGUACUAAAGACCGUCAUCUGGAACCCGGCCGGACAUCGCCAUGAGGAGGGCACAAUCCACCGGCUGAGAACUGAAGUUGGCUGAGGCUUUGGGCGCUCCAGUCAAGGGCAAGCUUCUUCCUCCAUGCCCCCCUGGGGGCCAAAACCAGAUCUGCUACUACAAUUAAAAAAACAAAAAAACUGGGGUGAACAGGAAUCCGUAGGUUUGUACAAUAGGAAAGUUUGCACUUGUUGAUUCUGACACAGCACAGUAACAAUACUUUGCUGUAUUCGUUUCAUCUCAUGCUCUUGAGAAGUCCCGGUGUUUUCUAGCUGUCCCCUUUUAUGCGCUGUGUGUGUUUGUGCUGGGAUAGCACCUGCCAGCUCGUGGUGGGGGUGGUUCUGGGUGCUGCUUUUGAAUCAGCUUCGUGAUUUACCUUUUAUCUUUGGCGUUCCUGCCCAUUUGCAACUGAUUGAUAGGGGGGAAAAAUAAAAAAGUAGUUGCCA
This is a messenger RNA of Pogona vitticeps (central bearded dragon), 3160 nucleotides long. NCBI's taxonomy places the organism in Eukaryota, Metazoa, Chordata, Lepidosauria, Squamata, Agamidae. The record is from RefSeq and is a predicted model, not a curated record.